Messenger RNA from Ipomoea triloba (trilobed morning glory), 1090 nucleotides. Its product is annotated as UMP-CMP kinase 3-like. Gene Ontology annotation, molecular function: ATP binding; UMP kinase activity. Lineage: Eukaryota; Viridiplantae; Streptophyta; Magnoliopsida; Solanales; Convolvulaceae. Gene Ontology annotation, biological process: 'de novo' pyrimidine nucleobase biosynthetic process; CDP biosynthetic process; UDP biosynthetic process. The transcript is spliced from 10 exons. The coding region runs from base 231 to 854 and encodes 207 amino acids. The record is from RefSeq and is a predicted model, not a curated record. Gene Ontology annotation, cellular component: cytoplasm; nucleus.
UGCAAAAUCACGUCUUCUGCCGACGAAAAGCAGCUGAACGCGUCGAGAGAGAAACAUUCGCGGCCUCCCUAUAAAUACGCCAUUCCUCUUAUCUCUCCUUUCCCUCGCAUUUCCUGUCCGCUGUCCUCAGCCCCCUAACAAAUUUCAAGCUUUACCUACCAGGAUUGUCAUUGCAGUUUAAGAUCUUAGAGUAGUCAGAUUAUUUCUAAGACUCUGUUCAUUUGAUAUUCAUGGGGACUGUCGUGGAUUCCACAAACAAGGAAGCAACUGGAAGCCUCCCAAUUAACAAGAAAGUUAAGGUCGUCUUUGUCCUAGGUGGCCCAGGAAGUGGUAAAGGCACCCAGUGUGCAAAUAUUGUUGAACAUUUUGGGUACACCCAUCUAAGUGCUGGUGAUCUCCUUCGAGCAGAGAUCAAGUCUGGUUCUGAAAAUGGGACAAUGAUUCAGAACAUGAUCAAAGAGGGAAAAAUUGUGCCUUCUGAGGUAACAAUUGCCCUUCUCCAACGUGCUAUUCAGGAAAAUGGCAAUGACAAAUUUCUUAUUGAUGGGUUCCCUCGCAAUGAGGAGAAUCGUGCAGCUUUUGAGCGAGUCACUGGAAUUCAGCCAGAUUUUGUCCUUUUCUUUGAUUGUCCUGAAGAAGAGAUGGAGAAGCGCCUUUUGAGUCGGAACCAGGGAAGAGAAGAUGACAACAUUGAGACAAUAAGGAAGCGGUUUAAGGUUUACAUGGAAUCUAGUCUCCCGGUUAUUGAAUAUUACAAGUCAAAGGAAAAGGUCCAGAAGAUUGAUGCUGCCAAACCUGUGAAUGAAGUUUUCAAUGCUGUUAAAGCUGUAUUUACCCCAUCAGGUGGAAAGUGAGUUCGCUAAGGGGUGUUAUCCUGCCUGGACAUCAUGCCGGAUUUGUCUGUGGGGACUACACCGACUGUUGAUGCCGGAAGUUGAUUUCCGCCUAGACUCGAAGCGAGAUUUAUAGUUAAUGCAAGUUUUUUUUUUUUUUUUUUUUUUUUUAAAUUUUAGAUCCGAUGCAAAUGAAAGUCCCUUUUGUUGUUAUGUUGCUAUACUCUAAUAAAUAAAAUUCUUCGUUAUUUUGAAUA